This is a messenger RNA of Solanum lycopersicum (tomato), 2057 nucleotides long. RefSeq names its product heparanase-like protein 1. Gene Ontology annotation, cellular component: membrane; plant-type cell wall. The record is from RefSeq and is a predicted model, not a curated record. Gene Ontology annotation, molecular function: beta-glucuronidase activity. Lineage: Eukaryota; Viridiplantae; Streptophyta; Magnoliopsida; Solanales; Solanaceae.
AAUUAUUUGUCUGCACUUUACACGAGCUACUGUUUCUGUACAUAUCUACCAAAAAAAACUGAUGAAUGAAUGAUGACUGUUAGUUGAUUCUGACACUUCUCACCCAAAAAGAUUCAAUCUUUAUCUGAUCUCUCACAAAUCUGAACCCAACCCAUUUCAUUUUACUCCCUAUUCUUGUCAUUUACCCGGUUUUUUUCUUGGAAUUUGAGCUCAGAUUAGUGUCAUUAUUAGUAUUACUCAUCUGGGUUGUGAGUAUAUGAUUGAUUAGGUUCAAAGAGCGGUGAAUUCGUGGAGGUUAAUCUUCUAAUGAACUUCAGAACCUUGUUCUUAAUUUUUGUGGCUCUAUGCCCUGCACUUUCAGCACAAAUUGUUAAACAAAUAGUACUUACGAUUGAUGCAUCUACGAAAGUUGCCUGGACAGAUGCUAAUUACAUUUGUGCUACCAUUGAUUGGUGGCCUAAAGAGAAGUGUAACUACAAGCAAUGUCCUUGGGGUUCAGCAUCCAUUCUAAAUCUGGAUUUAACUCAUCCAUAUCUGGUGAAUGCUAUACGAGCUUUCAAGGGUUUGAGAUUACGGCUUGGAGGUUCUUUACAAGACCAAGUAAUAUAUGGCGUUGGCAACUUGAUAUCUCCUUGCAGACCAUUCACCCAGCAUAAGGAUGGGUUGUUUGGAUUCUCUAAGGGAUGCUUACCUAUGCAGAGAUGGGAUGAGCUAAAUAACCUUUUCAAGAAGACAGGAGCACUUGUGACUUUCGGCUUGAAUGCACUGUAUGGGAGACGACAGGCAAAUAGGCAUGCGUGGGUAGGAAAUUGGGAUUCCAGCAAUGCCCUUAAUUUCAUAAAAUACACCGUUGCCAAGGGCUACCACAUACACUCGUGGGAAUUUGGAAAUGAAUUGAGUGGUAGCGGGAUUGGUGCAAGAGUUGAUGCUGCACAGUAUGGAAAAGAUGUUUUCCAGCUGCACAAUCUCUUAAACCAAGCAUAUCAGAACACCCCCGAACGUCCUCUACUAUUAGCACCAGGAGGAUUCUAUGAUCCUGGGUGGUUCGGCAAGCUCCUUCAGGUUUCAGGGCGUGGCACUGUCAAUGUCUUGACACAUCAUAUUUAUAAUCUUGGCCCGGGGUCCGAUAGCAAGCUAGUGGAUAAAAUUUUAAAUCCUGAAUACCUGAGUAGAACAGAAGGCACAUUCAGCAGUCUUACUCAAACCAUUCUAAGAAAUGGUCCUUGGGCUUCAGCUUGGGUUGGAGAAUCUGGUGGAGCCUUCAACAGUGGAGGUCCUGAUGUGUCUAACGCCUUCGUAGAUAGCUUUUGGUACUUAGAUCAGCUUGGCAUGGCAGCCAAGCAUCAUACUAAAGUAUACUGCAGACAGACGCUUAUAGGUGGAAAUUAUGGGCUUCUUGAUACUGCUACGUUUAUUCCAAAUCCUGAUUAUUAUAGUGCACUUCUUUGGAAUAGACUGAUGGGAAAAGUAGUUCUUGGUGUUGUCAACAGCGCAGCACCACAUUUGCGCACUUAUGCCCACUGUACAAAAGAUAGAGCAGGUGUGACUUUACUUCUGAUAAAUUUAAGCACUCAGAUUCAGUACCAAGUCAACAUCCACUCUACUGCAGAAACCAGCUUGCAAGUUGGUAAAAAAAUGGAUCACAACAAGAAGUCAUUCGCGCGCAGUAUUAAGCAAAGUGUUUCGUGGGUAGGAACCAAAUCAUCAGACAUUACACUAUCGCGAGAAGAAUACCAUCUAACGCCAGAAGGUCGCAACAUUAGAAGCAGAACAAUGCUCCUCAACGGGAAAUUAUUGCAACUCACAGAAACAGGAGACAUUCCAAGCUUGUCUCCAGUCUUUACAAAUCUCAACUCUCCAUUAUCUAUUGAACCAUUGUCCAUCAAGUUCAUUGUUUUUCCUAAUUUUAAUUCUCCCAGUUGUACAUAGGACAGCUUCAAAUACAAAAUAUAAAUGUGGCUACAAUAAUACCAACCCCUUAUAGCUGAUUAUAAUUUUUACAUGGAAUAACUCAUUAUUCAUUAUAGAAUCAAAUAUACCAGUUCAACUUAUUCUUA